UCCUUCCGCACGCCACUGAAGAUCCUGGUGUCGCCAUGGGCCGCUCCCCUGCCUGGUGUUACCGGUAUUGCAAGAACAAGCCGUAUCCCAAAUCUCACUUCUGCAGAGGUGUCCCUGAUGCCAAGAUUCGCAUCUCUGACCUGGGGCGGAAGAAGGCAAAAGUAGAUGAGUUCCCUCUAUGCGGCCACAUGGUGUCCAAUGAAUAUGAGCAGCUCUACUCUGAAGCCCUGGAGGCUGCCCAUAUUUGUGCCAACAAAUACAUGGUGAAAAGCUGUGGCAAAGAUGGUUUUCACAUCCGAGUGCGGCUCCAUCCCUUCUAUGUCAUCCACAUCAACAAGAUGUCCUGUGCUGGAGUGGACAGGCUGCAGACAGGUAUGCGGGGUGCUUUUGGAAAGUCCCAGGGCACAGUAGCCAGGGUCCACAUUGGCCGAGUCAUCAUGUCCAUCCGUACCAGGCUGCAGAACAAGGAACAUGUGAUUGAGGCCCUACGCAGGGCCCAGUUCAAGUUCCCUGGCCGCCAAAAGAUCCACAUCUCCAAGAAGUGGGGCUUUACUAAGUUCAAUGUGGAUGAAUUUGAAGACAUGGUGGCUGAAAAGUGGCUUAUCCCAGAUAGCUGUGGGGUCAAAUACAUCCCUAACCAUGGUCCCUUGGACAAAUGGAGGGCUCUGCACUCAUGAGAACCUUGGCACUACCCCUUCCCAUCAUAUUCAUGCCCACCAAUAAA
Molecule: messenger RNA, 724 nt
Organism: Mustela lutreola (European mink)
Lineage: Eukaryota; Metazoa; Chordata; Mammalia; Carnivora; Mustelidae
Product: large ribosomal subunit protein uL16-like
Exons: 1
Coding region: 36-677 (213 amino acids)
Biological process (GO): ribosomal large subunit assembly; translation
Cellular component (GO): cytosolic large ribosomal subunit; ribosome
Molecular function (GO): structural constituent of ribosome
Source: RefSeq, a predicted model, not a curated record